Molecule: messenger RNA, 2025 nt
Organism: Polypterus senegalus (gray bichir)
Lineage: Eukaryota; Metazoa; Chordata; Cladistia; Polypteriformes; Polypteridae
Product: zinc finger protein OZF-like
Exons: 4
Coding region: 280-1881 (533 amino acids)
Source: RefSeq, a predicted model, not a curated record
ACUGGAGAGAAGCUGUACAGCUGUUCCGAAUGUGGUAAAGGAUUCUCAUUUUUAGAAAAUGCCUCCCAUGCUGUUAUGACCUCAAAAUGACGCUCCCACAAUUUCUGCAGGUCCAAGAGUGCAAAGCGAAACAGCAGGAGCAGAUGUGACGAGUCUUUGCAGCACCGGUUUUCGCUACUGCAGUCUGAGAAAGGCGACUCCCUCAUAAGUCCGUGUGAGAAGCGAAUCUUAAGAAAAGAAGAGCAAUCACUUGGGGAAGAGAAGAGUUUUACACAGAACAUGGCCUCGAACAGCAUGGAGGAAAGACUGGCCCAUAUUAAAGAAGAGGACUGUGAGUGGGGUGAUCCAGAAGGUGCCUGUGUGAAGUCGGAGGCUUGUGAAGGGAGAAUGACAUUUUUGAAAGAGGAGGAGUGCAAGGGGGAGAUGACUGAAGCUAAAGUGGAGGAUUUGGGAGAUCUCUCGGUUAGUCUUGAGCUGCAAAACCUCAAGACGGGGAAUGUUUUCAAACAGGAGCUUUUUGAAGACUCACAGCGUCGGGUCACUGACACGGAAGAACUGGCUACCCAGGAGAAGUCUGCGGAACUGAAAUCGGAGUUUUCCAACUCUGAAGAGAAAAUCAGUAAAGGAAGCCAGAAAAAAGAAGAAGAGCAGAUGUCAUCUAAGAAUGUGGGAAUGAAUUUCCAAGAGAGUGUCGGCUUAUCAUUGUCUUCAUUUGCUCGGACCUCAACUCAGUUGAGACUGCAAAAGAUGAAGAAAUCAACAAGAGGAUCUGAGAAUAUGACCGCAGACUCUUUGCCAUGCAGUUCUCUUCCUUUGAAAAAAGCCACCAGUUCUGACCAACAACAAGGCCAGAGCACAGAUCCAGAUGCUUUUUAUGCUGGUCGAGAGUGCAGACAGACUGUUAAAAAUGAAUCUGACUGCAAAGAUAACAAGUCGAUUCAUACAAGACCGAAGCCAUAUUGCUGUUCUGAAUGUGGUAAACGAUUCCUCUAUGAGAGCAGGUUUCAGGCACACAUAAGAAAACAUACUGAAGAAAACCCUCAUUGCUGCUCUGAAUGUGGAAUGCAAUUUUUUAACAGUUAUACUCUCCAGCUCCAUGAAAGAAUCCACAGUGGAGAAAAGUCGUAUGAGUGUGCUGAAUGUGGAAAAAGAUUCAUUGAAAGUAGCCGUCUUCAGAGGCACAAAAGAAUUCAUACUGGAGAAAAGCCAUAUUGCUGUACUGAAUGUGGCAAAAGAUUUGUCUAUGAGAGCUGGUUUCAGGCACACACAAGAAAACAUGCUGAAGAAAAUCCUCAUUGCUGCUCUGAAUGUGGAAAGCAGUUUUUUAACAGUUACACUCUCCAGAUCCAUAAAAGAAUCCACACUGGAGAAAAGCCAUUUGAGUGUGCUGAAUGUGGAAAACGAUUCAUUAAAAGCAGCCGUCUUCACAGCCACAAAAGAAUUCAUACUGGAGAAAAGCCGUAUUGCUGUUCUGAAUGUGGCAAACGAUUCAGCAGAAGUUGCCAUCUUCAGAGACACUCUAGAAUUCAUACUGGAGAAAAGCCGUAUUGCUGCUCUGAGUGUGGAAAGCAAUUUUUUUACAGUUCCUGUCUCCAAGUCCAUAAAAGAAUCCACAGUGGAGAAAAGCCGUAUGGGUGUGUUGAAUGUGGAAAGCGAUUCAUUAAAACUAGCCAUCUUCAGAGCCACUCAAGAAUUCAUACUGGAGAGAAGCCGUAUUGCUGUGCUGACUGUGGCAAACGAUUCACCAUCAGUGGCCAUCUUCAGAGACACAGAACAAUUCAUACUGUAGAAAAGCCCCAUUGUUGUUCUGAAUGUGGCAAAGGAUUCAAACAUAACAGCAGUCUUCAGACACACAUAAAAAUUCAUCUAAGGCAAAAAUAAGAAAUGAAGCAAAAUGACACCUGUUAUUGUUUAACUGAACAGACUGCAACAUGCACGCUUUCAAGGCAACUCGGGCCCCUUCUUAAGGCAAGUUAUUAAAGGGAAUGAGAGCUGUAGUAGUACAAUUAAACAGUCACAACUGAA